CUUGACACUACAACUGCUUGAAUUCCAUCAACAGCAUCGACCUUUACAGAAGUCGAGUAUCCCAGGGGCAACUUCGCUUGUUGACUAGCCGUUGUCUUCGCACGUCCAGCGACAACGACAGCGACUGCUCGGAUCUUGACAUCACAGCAUCGAACCACCUUCCGCCCACCCAACCCACAACAGUUAUGGCGAGUUCUCCUCCAGCACCCUUUCCCGCCAGCCUCCCCAACCCAAAGAAGCGACCGUCGAUGAGUUCCCAAGCCUCGGGGCCAGGAGGUUCAAAGCGGCCCAAACUCCACCCGCUCAGACAGACCUCGUUCCCCGCCCGCGAUGCCCGACAGAGUUCGGCGGUCACCAGCGCGCGAUCCGAGACAGGCAGCGUGGCCAACAGCGCCGUCUCGGGCGUCAGCAGCGGCAAGGUGCCCGGUCGAGGACGAGGCCGACCCAGGAAAUCGGCCCAGCUCAACGCCGACGACAUUCGCUCGUCGCGUCGUCAGCCUCCAGCCGACUCGGCCUCGCAGGUCGAAGGCGGCGGCGCGAGGAGCGCAACCGGCGGGCGGGGCGGCACAAAGUCAGUCGCUAGUGGCGCUGGCGGAGGAGGGGCCGACGCCGACGCCGAGGAGGAGGACGAGGUCGAGAUCGACGGCAUGCUGGAGAACAUGGACGAGCAGGAACGCAGACAGGCCGAGGAGGAAGAAAUCCGACAGGAACAGCGCCGGGAGCGCCUGGCCGACACCCUCGACCCGGACCAGUACUCGCGGUACAACCAAUGGCGGGCCCUGUCCCUCAACAACACCACGGUGAAGCGGCUCGUCAACUCGAUAGUGUCACAGUCGGUCACGUCGGCCCCGCUGCAGGCCAUCCGCAUCUACGGCAAAUGGUUCGUCGGCGAGAUCGUGGAGCGGGCGCGAGAGGUCCAAGAGGAACACGCAAGGGCCUACGAGGCGACCCGGGAGGUCGAGAAGGAGCGUCGAAGGAGGGACCUGGAGGCUCUGGAAGAGAAGCAAAAGGAAAAACAAACCCAAUCCCAGAACAACGGUGCCGGCGCCCGACCAGGGACCCCGGCGGACAUGCAGUCUCGCAUGCUCACCAGGGACAUUGAACGCUUGAAGCGAGAGGUCAAGGAGUACAUCCCUAACCCGCACCGCGGGGGACUGCUGCCGGACCACCUGCGAGAGGCCCUGCGGAGGUACAAGGCCGACGGUGAGGGCGGAGGCGUGGGUUUCCAGGGAAUGAGCCACGGUCUACUCGGUGUGCCAGGACCCACUGCUUGGAGAGUAGGCGACGGCGCCUCGGGAAGACGAUUGUUCAGAUGAUGAGAAUACGCCCUUUGCCCUGAAAGCGAUCCUCCCACGGUAUCCUUUUAUGGCGCGCUCUUACGACAUUCGCCUACUAUCGUGAGCGUUGCAAGCACUAUGUAGUUAUUAUCAUAUUUUUAAAGCGUAUACCACGAUUACCCAUAGGGUGUUUUUAAUCAAUAUCGAGGCAUUAUUACC
Exophiala oligosperma is the source of this 1496-nucleotide messenger RNA. RefSeq lists its product as uncharacterized. The transcript has a single exon. Bases 186 to 1316 code for a protein of 376 amino acids. The record is from RefSeq and is a predicted model, not a curated record. Gene Ontology annotation, cellular component: transcription factor TFIID complex; nucleus. Gene Ontology annotation, molecular function: protein heterodimerization activity; transcription coactivator activity. Gene Ontology annotation, biological process: transcription initiation at RNA polymerase II promoter; RNA polymerase II preinitiation complex assembly. NCBI's taxonomy places the organism in Eukaryota, Fungi, Ascomycota, Eurotiomycetes, Chaetothyriales, Herpotrichiellaceae.